CACAAAACAGGAUGAUUUCUUCAUCCUGCAUGAAGCCGAGGCGGAUACGCUCCUGGAAUCCAUCUUCAAGACAGAAGUCAUUAGCCUGCUGUGCAAACGCUACGAAGAAGCCACCAGUGGGAAACUCCAGCUCCAUUUCAGCGACACACUACAAUUCCGUGUGAAGAAGGAAGGCUGGGGCGGAGGCGGCACCCGGACAGUGACUUUUAUGAAUGGUCCAGGCAACGUGGCUUUUCUCAAAUCAUCCGGAAAGAAUCUUUGUGUCAGCAUCGGGAGUGGGCUGCCUAAGAAUUCCAAGCCAACCCGGAAAGAAAUCCAGCAAAGCAGAGGGCGUCCUCCCAAGCACUCAGCGCCAUCCCGAGCUGCUGCGCCACUUCCAAGAGGAGGAAAUCAAUCAGUUAUCUGCAGGAAUGGAGCUGCUCAACUUCCUUACAACACCAGGCAACAGGAGAUGACCUACUGCAGCCCCCAAAUGCCUGGAUCAGGUCCCCCCGCCACAGCACUUCCGAGACAAAAUAUGGCACGGCGGCCAAAGGCCAGGGUACCCCCAGAUCAAAACAUGGAGUUCCUCAGUGUCCCCGACCAGGGCAUGGCUGGGACACAAAGGAAAAGAAGCAUUAGCCAAAGGCCACCUCCUGCUGCAGGAAGACCCAAACCACAACCCAAGAUUUCUGGACCACGUUGCCGGGCUUUGUACCGGUAUGUUAGUCAGGAUGUGGACGAACUGAGUUUCAAUGUGGGCGACAUCAUAGAUCUCUUGAUGGAAG
Thamnophis sirtalis is the source of this 767-nucleotide messenger RNA. The record is from RefSeq and is a predicted model, not a curated record. Lineage: Eukaryota; Metazoa; Chordata; Lepidosauria; Squamata; Natricidae.